This is a messenger RNA of Tarenaya hassleriana, 2207 nucleotides long. RefSeq lists its product as uncharacterized. The record is from RefSeq and is a predicted model, not a curated record. Bases 590 to 2017 code for a protein of 475 amino acids. The transcript has 8 exons. Gene Ontology annotation, molecular function: zinc ion binding. Lineage: Eukaryota; Viridiplantae; Streptophyta; Magnoliopsida; Brassicales; Cleomaceae.
UCUCUCUCUCUCUCUCCUUCUUUCGCCAUACCAAUAAAUGAGAAUCAUGUCUUUCCCUCUCAUUCCCAGUGCCUUUUCUCCUUCUUACUAAUCCCCCAUUUACAACCCAAACCCACUAUCUUCUUCCCACCAUCAAUACAGUCCCCAAGAACAAAGUUUGGGGUUUCACAUCUUCUUGUUCCUUUUUGGGCAAAUUUCGAGUUCUGGGUUCAUCUGAUUCUUCUUAUUUUAGCGUUUUCUGAACUAAAGUUUCAUCCUUUUUGAAAAUUGGAUUCUGGGUUUCGUGUAGUUGUGGGGUUUUUGCUUGUGUGUAUGUGCAGUGUGACGCCGCUCUUGUCCUUUUGAGCAAAUUGUGGAACUUGAGUAUAAGUUUGUUUUUUGAGUUUUGUCUGUUCUUUUAAUAAAAAGCUUUCGAAUUUUUUUUUUCUAAUAUGGAGAGGUUUUGUUUCCUUUUUCUCCUGUCGGUGGUUUGUUAGCUGUAAUAACCCAAAACAUCUCUUCUUCCUCUUUCUUUGCUGCUUUUGUGAAGAAGUUUUGAAUUUGGGGAUAUUAAGUUUAUCUGAAUUCUGUAUUUUGACGGCGUGAAGUGAUGAGUAAUGAGGAGAAUCCUCUUAAUGUUGGUUCAAGCCAUGGCGAUACCUCCCCUGCUUCAAAUCAGGCUGAGGAGCCUAUAACAGAAGAAGGGUCCACAGAAUUUCAACGAUGGAGGCGAAAGAAUCUAUCUUUGCAAAUACCCACAAGAGCAGUUGCACUUUCAUCCGAGGAUUCGGUCGUAAUCAAGAUGCCUCCAACUCCUAGUCCAACUCCAAGAAGGGUGAAUUUUGCUUUGGCAGCGAGUUCUCCAGGUCCGGGUCCAUCUUCUGGUUCUGCUUCUUCCCGGGGCAAGUCUUCCUUGAGGAAUCUCCUGCCUAAAGUCGGGUUCAAACCAAGAAUCAUUUGUUCCGAUAUCGAGAAGGGAUCGGAAGGGGUUUCUUCGCCUUCUGGGAUGCAGGAGAAGGCCUCGAUAUCGAGAUCUUUAUCUCUUUCGAAGAUCUUUACGCCUCGGAUCAAGAGAACAUCAUCUCUACCUGUCACACCCAUUGCUCAUUCAAACCCGGAGUCAGCUCAUGGAGGAAGUACCAUUGUUUCCCAAAACUCUUGCAGCAAAGGGAGUUUACAGAUAGCUCGCUCGCUUUCUGUUCCUGUUAAUGGAAAGGACAUAGGUUUAAAGAGAAUGGAUUCAUUCUUCAGAGUUAUUCCCACGACUCCUCGUGUAAAGGAAGGAAAUGUGUUGCCAGAUACACCUCAAGCUUGCGAUGCCGAAACAAGCGAUGCUGAUGGAGAGGAUAUACCCGAGGAAGAGGCUGUUUGUAGGAUUUGUUUGGUUGAGCUAUGCGAAGGGGGAGAAACCCUAAAAAUGGAGUGUAGUUGCAAAGGGGAACUUGCUCUUGCCCACAAAGAAUGUGCUCUGAAAUGGUUCACCAUCAAAGGAAACAAGACUUGUGAUGUGUGCAAGCAAGAGGUGAAGAAUUUGCCUGUGACAUUGUUACGGAUUCAAAGCACUCUUGGACGGAAUUCCGGAGGAAACACAGCUCAGCUUCACGAUGUAUCGGGAUACAGGGUAUGGCAAGAGGUGCCGGUUCUGGUAAUUAUCAGCAUGCUUGCAUACUUCUGUUUCCUUGAGCAGCUCCUGGUCGAGAAAAUGGGCACGGGUGCGAUUGCCAUAUCUCUGCCGUUUUCCUGCAUUCUCGGUCUUCUUGCAUCGAUGACUGCAUCAACCAUGGUCGUGAGAAGAUUCGUAUGGGUUUACGCUUCUGUCCAGUUCGCUCUCGUGGUUCUCUUCGCCCACGUGUUUUACUCCAUGGUGGAACUGCAAGCCGUUCUGUCGGUUCUUCUGGCGACGUUUGCAGGGUUUGGAGUUUCGAUAUGUGGAAGUUCGGUUCUUGUGGAGUUCGUGAGGUGGAGAAGGAGGUGGCGAGAGAGGAGGCUGCAGCAGCAACCGGCCGAGAGCCAGCAAGUGGGCGGCCAUGGAAGCUGAUGACUCUCGGAGCUGGUCUCUUCUCUUGUACGGUUUGCGUAAAGAAGAAUUUUAUAAAGUUUGUGUUUUUUCUGUUGCCAUAGCUCUUCUAUACUUUGCCUGUGCAGUGUGAUAUGCGCAGCCUUUUGCUUUCUGCUAAUGAAUGAAUGUUCACAAAGAAGUAAAUACCCAAAAUACCCUUUUGCCGAAA